Molecule: messenger RNA, 717 nt
Organism: Fusarium keratoplasticum
Lineage: Eukaryota; Fungi; Ascomycota; Sordariomycetes; Hypocreales; Nectriaceae
Product: Pre-mRNA-splicing factor cwc15
Exons: 4
Coding region: 1-717 (238 amino acids)
Biological process (GO): mRNA cis splicing, via spliceosome
Cellular component (GO): catalytic step 2 spliceosome
Molecular function (GO): RNA binding
Source: RefSeq, a predicted model, not a curated record
AUGACUACCGCUCACAGACCCACGUUUGAUCCCGCCCGUGGCAAAGAAGCCCUCCGAGGCCCUGCCUACCAUCAACGUCUUCUCCCAGCCCACACCCAGCUCAAGUACCGCCAGGCCGGCCAAGGCGGUGACGCCGACGAAGGACCCUCCCGCGACCUCGCUGCCGAGCUCCUCGCUGCCGAAGCCGCCCAUUUCUCCAAGAAGAAUGGCGCCCCUGCCCUCCUGGACGAUGCCGAUGAGGACGACGAGGCCAGCACUUCCGGCGGCGUGAAGCGGUCGCUCCCACCUGCUGCUGGCGAAGAGGAGGAUCUGGAAGCAAAGAGGAGGCGGAUAUUAGCAGAGACGAGGGACAUUGAUGCCGACGACGAUAGCGAGGAGGACGAGGAAGACAGCGAUGACGAUGACGACAGCGAUGAUGAUUCCGAUGCGGAACUACAGCGAGAGUUGGAUCGCGUGCGGAGAGAGCGAGAGGAGAGGAAGAAGAAGGAGGAAGCCGAGAGGCUCAAGGAAGAGCAAGAAGCCCGAGAACGAAACAUCGCCCUCGGAAACCCACUCCUCAACAAGCAAGACUUCAACAUGAAGCGCCGAUGGGAUGACGACGUCGUCUUCAAGAACCAAGCGCGCGGCACCGAGGACAAGGGCAAGAAGAAGGAGUUCGUAAACGACCUCCUCCGAUCCGAUUUUCAUAGGCGCUUCAUGAGCAAGUACGUUAGAUAA